ACACAUAUACCUGGGACAGUCACCUGGCCAGGUCAGGUCUUAGACACCGCUAUAUAGAUAUAGAUAUAUUCGAUCGCGUUUUGUUGGUGCGACAGGUGUUUGCUAUCUGAAGAGUAGACAGACCAGUUUGCGGGCCCUUUCUGUCGAGAUUGUAGGUACACUGAGGUGACAGUCGUGAGUCGUGACAUGCAGUGCUAGUGCUGAUGCUGUGAUUACGUUGAGAACUUUGGAGAAUUCGGUUGUGAUUGUUUCGGUUUUGGACUUUGUGAUGUAUUGUUGCUCGGUAGACUGGCGGUCUAGAUGAUAUAGGAGCAGGAGUUAUUCGUCCUAUGGGAUUACCAGUUUCAGAUUUCACAGCUUAUUUGGAAGGUUUCCCGAAUGGCGUCCAUAUUCCGGAUAGCAUGUUCGAUAUGUCUUUUACUCUUUCUGCAAAAGACAGAAGCUCAAGGGUUAUGUGAAGUGGAAAAGGGGGCAUCGAAUAUUAUUCUAGACAUAGAAGAAAGCAGAGGAACGUCAAUCACUCAAGAGACUAACCCUCCAGAAUUACCAAUAUCAGGCGAACCGAAUGUAGAUAUAUUUCUGGACCUAUCAUUUCCAAAGGGUAUCCCUUUGUUCUUCCUCAACGGAAAGAAGUUGCAACUUAUUUCUCCUUUAGACAGAGAUGAGAACAAUCUAUCCCACAUAGUAUUCCAGUUAAUAUGUACAAUCAAAUCGACUCACAAGAAGAAGACUAUUCCCGUAAUUGUAAGACUGACUGAUAUUAAUGAUAAUGCACCGCAAUUCGUUAAUACGCCAUAUGAAACCACCAUAUCCGAGCUGACGCCUGUUGGCACGACGAUAUUUCAGAAUAUCGCCGCCAAAGACAAAGAUACCGGUGUCAACGGACUAGUAGAAUACUCCAUAGUAGAAGCCGACCACCUACCACCGGACGAAGGUAUCGGGAGACAACGGAUACACAGUGAAGACGGUUAUGGAUAUUUCGCCAUCAACUUACCACACCAGGGUCAAGUUACAGUUAACAGGACGCUGGACUUCGAGAAAACUCAAAGAUAUUAUGUCACUAUUGUGGCUACGGAUAGAGCUAGAGAUGAAUCGCAAAGACUAUCGUCAACAACUACCCUUACAGUCAAUAUCAAGGAUGACGAUGACCUUCCACCUUCAUUCAUCUACAAAGGGUGCAUGUUGCUGGAUGGAUCCUGCAUCAAUCCUGAAUAUACUGCAUCGGUUUUCAGUGGCAUGCUACACGGCAUCCUCAACAUUUCCCCAGAAAAAAUACAGGCUGUCGACAUGGACACCAUAAACUCCCCAAUACGGUACUCGUUCGUCAGCGGCGUACCGGACUCGUAUGACCAGUACUUCCGGAUUGAUCCGGAUACGGGGGCCGUACGACAAGUCAGAGCCGUCGAUACGUCGACCACCAAAAAAUUCAACGUCAUAAUAAAAGCACAAGAGUUAUCUGAAGCGAAAAGGUCGACCACUGCCAAACUCUUCAUAACGGUGAAGCCUGUCGACGCGCAUCCGCCAGAAAUCAAGUUGUCUUCCAGAGAAGGAUUCGUCGACGAAAAUUCUCCUGUGGGAGAAAAGGUAGUCGAUUCCAAGGGAAAUCCAAUUCACAUAACAGUGGAAGAUAAAGACUUUGGACCGGACGACCCCAAACCAGCCUACACCUUCGAGCUCACCACCCCCUACUUCUUCAUUGACAAGCAGAACCACCUGGCGGUGAACGACCACAACCUGGACCGCGACCCGCCAAACCUCGGCAGAUUCAAGUUCCAGGUGGUGGCUCGGGAAAAAAAUGGGGGUGGUGCCGCCCCCGCCAGUGCCCCAGUCUCCAUCACGGUGGACUUGCGAGACGUCAACGACAAUGCGCCUGUGCUGCCUAUUAUAGCCCCGGUGACAGUUCCAGCAGGAGAGGGGAAGAGGAUAGUAGCCAAAGUGCAGGCCACGGACAACGAUGAAGGCGACAACGCCAUCAUCACCUAUUCCAUCUACCACGUGUCCAACAACGGCAACAACAAGUUCACCAUUCAUCCCCUCACCGGCCUCAUCGAAACAGUCGGCCAAUUGAACGCCGGCGAACAAUACAGCCUCACCGUACAGGCCACCGACAAGGGUGGGCUGUACAGCCAGGCAAUAGUCGAGGUGACCGUCAGCCCGGGGCCUAACAAGCAGCCACCCGUGUUCGAGCAGCCCGCAUACGAUUUGGAGGUCAGCGAGGGGGCCUCCAUCAAUUCCAGCGUCGCUGCCAUCGUGGCUACGGAUCCAGAAGGCGAUCCAGUGACUUACUCCAUAGUAUCGGGAAACGAUCUUAGACAGUUUGCCAUUGGUGCCAAAACCGGACUGAUGACCAUAAUAAGGCAAUUGGAUCGAGAAGAUUUGAAUAGAUACCAAUUGGUGAUUCGAGCAGAGGACUCGGGCAAACUGUCCAGCACGGUGACGGUCGACAUCAAGGUAACCGACAUCAACGACAAAAAUCCGGAAUUCACCGGCGAGCCGUACCUGUUCAAGGUCAAGGAGGGCUUGAACAAGUCGACUGUCGGUUUCGUACAUGCAGUGGAUGCGGACGAAGGGAUCAACGCAUUGGUCAGCUACUCCAUACCGAAGGAUUCUCCCUUUGAGAUCGACAAUGCUACCGGAGAGAUCACCACCAAGAGGCCCUUGGAUUACGAAAAGCAAAAGGAUUACCACUUCACCGUUACUGCAAAAGAUGGAGCUCCAGAUCCCAGAAUAGCCACAGCAUCCGUCUCCAUAGAAGUCAUAGAUGUCGAAGAUGAAGUUCCCAUAUUCCCUGUUCCAAAAUACGAAGCCACAGUUCCAGAAAAUAUGCCCGAUGUUUUCAUCACUCAAGUGAAAGCAGUUGAUCCAGACACGGUGAAAAAAGUCCAUUACGUCAUCCACCAAGGACCCACAGAUUUAUUCAGGAUAGACGAAAAUACGGGUUCUGUCUACACCACCAGAGGUCUGGACUAUGAGAAAGAAUCCCAACAUAUCCUCGUCAUCGGUACUUUAGAGAAUAUGUCUAGCGAUAAUGGUAGUACCACGAAAAUCAUAGUGAACGUUGAGGAUCGGAAUGAUAUACCACCAGUUUUCACAAUCAUCCCCCAUCCAAUAACGCUAGAAGAUGACGUUCCCAUUGGUACUACCGUGACAACACUCGUCGCUACAGACUCAGAUGGUACUGCUCCUGGUAAUAAGGUCCGAUACGAGUUGGUAGGGAGAGGAAAGGCAGAAAAAUAUUUCCAGAUCGAUCCAGAUACAGGAGUACUACGUGUGACGAACGAUUUGAAGAAAGAAGUUGAUACCGAGUAUCAAGUCGACGUGAAGGCUUUCGAUUUGGGAGAACCUCAACUGUCAUCAGUGAUCACAGUCGACGUCUACAUACAGCAUGUCGCCACUGUGGCACCAGAAGUCGGUCUUCGAUUCGCAGACACUUCAUACAACUUCCAAGUGCCUGAAAACGCAUCUAUCGGCCAUCUGAUCAAGACUCUCACAAUCGUCAACAGCAAAACGCAUGGCGGGAAUAUUCCGCUCAAGUGCCAGAUCAUAUCUGGGAAUAAAGAGAAAUUCAUGAUCAACGUCACCGAAGACAGAAACUGCGCUCUCUAUUUGAACGCCACGCUGGACUACGAGACCGAAGAAUCGUACAAAUUCGAAGUGGAAAUCAUGUCGUUGAAGGGCUUCAUCAACCGAGACUUUGCCAUCGCCCAAAUAACGAUAAACGUCUUGGACGUUAAUGACAACGAACCGUUCUUCUUGUACCCUAACAAGCAGUACCACAAGUACUACGCUGCCAUCUCGGACGGAUCAUCCUUGGGCACACCAGUGGCCCAAAUCAAAGCCGACGACAAAGACAGCGGCAAAUUCGGCAAGGUCCAGUACGGCUUAGCAGGAAACGACAGCGACGAGUUCUUCUCCAUCGAUCCCACCACGGGCAUAAUCCGCACCAAGAAGUCUUUCCAGGACAUCCAGGACUCCCAGCUGCCAUUCCUGUUGCUGGCUCAAGCCAGAGACAAUCCGAACGCGACGGUGGACUUCAACGUCGUUUCGACGCCGGUCGUGGUCAAUUUGAUAUCGCCGAGUGACAGACUGAUCCUGGUCAUAGGAGAUGCCAAACCGGAUGUCGUCCAAAGCAAAAUCGACAACAUCACCAGGAUCGUCGAAGAACAGACCGGACUGAUAGUAGGCGUGGAGAAAUUGACGUCGAGAGAGUACAUAGGGGGAAAUGGGACGCUAGAAACGGAUUUGGGGGCCACUGACGUCUGGUUUUAUGUGAUCGAUCCGGAAACGGACACAAUCUUGCCGAGGAACCAUUCCCUGGUCAAGAGGACCAUUUUCGAAAAAUCCGCCAUGGCCAACAUCACCCUAGACUUGACCAGCCAAAUAAUGCACACUGCCUUCAACAUACACGAGCCCCUGAGCGUGCCCAAAGUGAAAAGUGCCUCCAUAGCCUCCUUCAACGGGGAGGUCUUUCCCUACGCCCUUAUCAUCAUAGCCUCCUUGAUCUUCGUGCUCGGUAUAGUCGGCAUCAUCUACAUCUGUGUUUCGUGGUCCAGGUACAAAAACUACAAGGAGCAGAUCCAACAACAGUACACCGUACCGUCUAGUCCUGUCAGAUACGAUACCGUUUACGUAGAACCGAACCUCAAAGAGUACGAGACUCAGGUAUUGCAGAUGUGCGUACCUGUAGACGAGCAAGAAGACUACAACGAUCUACAGAUAGAUUUCAGCAACAAGAACCACACGUUCAGUUUGGAUAAUGUUAGCUAUAUCAGCAAAGAAAACAACAUGAAGAAGUAUGGGCAGUCGAGCCCAGUUAGCAGCGAGUCUGCUACAACUGCUAGAGCUUCUAGUGUGGGUGACCACGUAUUAUCAAAAAAUAAUGAUCACUCUUUGAGACGAGAUCAUGUUUAUAGGUCUUCUGAUGAAGAUGACAUGAAUACCAGUCCAACGAAUGACAAUGUGAUGUUUAGGGAAAAGAAAGACUAUUUAAAUAUGGGUUAUUCCUAUGACCAUUCUCCCGUGGAAACAACGACAGAAUUGUAGAUAUUUAUGCGUGUACAGUUAUAUAAGAAUAGAGUAAUAAUUGUUAAUAUAAUUUUUAAAAUGACAUCGAAACGAUUUUUAGGUACUUAUAUUUGAAAUUUUUUUUAGCAAAUAUAUUUUAUUGUAUUUUUGAAAUUCUGUUGAUCUGUUCA
Phaedon cochleariae (mustard beetle) is the source of this 5195-nucleotide messenger RNA. Lineage: Eukaryota; Metazoa; Arthropoda; Insecta; Coleoptera; Chrysomelidae. The record is from the annotation of a GenBank genome assembly.